Solenopsis invicta (red fire ant) is the source of this 1564-nucleotide messenger RNA. RefSeq names its product zinc finger CCHC domain-containing protein 10. The coding region runs from base 208 to 645 and encodes 145 amino acids. The transcript has 3 exons. Gene Ontology annotation, molecular function: nucleic acid binding; zinc ion binding. NCBI's taxonomy places the organism in Eukaryota, Metazoa, Arthropoda, Insecta, Hymenoptera, Formicidae. The record is from RefSeq and is a predicted model, not a curated record.
UGAUGCGUACUGUGAAUCGCGCUUGUUGCUGAACGUCGCGAUUUCUCGGCAUGUAAACAAAGUUAACAAAGUUCAAAACACGAGAUCGCAUGCCAAAUCGUGAAGGAAACGUGAUUACGAUCGCGCCUUCCGAGACGUCUCUCUCGCAGUGCUCACGGACUUCGCACGGGCGGUUAUUGGUGGCUGUGCACGCGAAACGAUCCUACCAUGAACUCGAACGGGUUAAAGCUGCUGAAGAAGGCGGAUCCGUAUCCGCAGGGGGUGCGAUGCCAGAAGUGUCUGGAAAUGGGACACUGGAGUUAUGAAUGUAAAGGCAAGAGGAAGUAUCUGCACAGAUCUUCCCGUACCUCGCAGCUGAAGAAGGCCCUGCAGAAGCAGGAGGGUGACAAUAAUCAAGAGCAAAACAAGAAAGAAAAGAAUCAUCACAUCAAGAAGAAAAUGAGGAAGGAGGAAUCCAGCAGUUCGAGCGAAUGGAGUAGCGACAGUAGCAAGAGCAGCAAAAGUUCUACCAGUAGUGAAAGUAGUAGUAGUAGCAGCAGUUCUUCGUCGGACAGCGAAUCGGACUCUAGCGACAGUGUGUCUAGUAGCAGUAGUAGCAGUAGUAGUAAUAGCAGCAGCAGUUAUGGUUCCUACAAAGAUAAAUAGCACAGAUCGGGAAGCAAGCCUUUCCCAUCAUGCCUUUGACAAAAUGACUAUUUUAUCUGUGUAUAAUGCUAUUUUGCCUUUGAGCGGAAUAACUCAAAAGAGCAGAGAACAAGCUGAACUAGAAUAUUUGUAAAAAAAAUUCUUUAUGCCUCUCGUACAAGAUGUGUAAUUUGUCAACAGAUAUUUUUAUCUCAAUGUAGGUAUAAAAUGCAUACUUGAAAUGAAAUUUUUUAAUUAUUACUCAAUUUUUUAAUUUUACAACCUAACUACGUUAAGAUGAUUUGUUGUGUUUCUACUAUUCAGCUUUUAUAUGACAUGUAUGAUACAUAUAUAUAUCUUAUUAUACAAUAACAUUUUUCUUAUAUUAUUCUGCGUUAAUAAUAAUCUUUUUGUUGCUUUCAUAGAGGUUUUAAAAAAAAUUUGAUAUUGAAUGUAAAUGUGAAAAUUAAUUGCAUUAUAGUUAUUGUAUAGAAUAGAUAUUUAAAUAUAGUGUAUUAUUUUUGGUACUGCUGUAUGCACACUUAUAGAUAUAUAAAACAACUGUUUAUUAGAAACGUAAUAUAUUUAAUGAUAGAAUCGCAAUGAUUAUACUUGAACAACAGUAUUCAAUAGUGACAUAAAAAGUGAUAUUAAUCGUUGUCAUGCAUUACGAUACUAAUGUGUCGAUAUAAAAGUUUUGUGUGGAUAGAAAAAAAAUCGCUAUUUUAUUACGUGUAAUUCAAAUACAUAUAUAAAAAUAUAAUGUCGCUUUUUUUCGAAUCAAUCUUCGAUACCUUCGGGCAGAGUCUGCACAAUCACUUUUCUCCUCGACUCGUAAAUAAAAUUGUUCAUCUUGAAUAUGUCACUCUCGUAAAAUGAAUGUAGAUUAUGUAUAUCAAUUUGUUUCGCCUGCAAUUAUAAAAUACUGAUAUCAGCAUGA